AAGUUCACCGUGCGCAGGUUCUUCUCCGUGUACCUGCGCAAGAAGUCGCGCUCCAAGAGCUCCAGUCUAAGUCGACUCGAGGUUAUUUGCUAACGAAGCAGAUGUACAAUGUAUGCUCAGGGCAGAAACAGCCCAUGCUUUGAAGUUUGGUGAAGUCAUUCUGACCUUGGGAAACGGUGAAGAACAGCUUCCCUGGGAGCCCAGGGGCCGGGCCCAUGGACAUCAAAGGUUGAAGAUUGCCUUUAUGACCCUGAACAACGUCUUUCUCUCCACAUUCCACACCCUGGGAGGAAGGCACCGUCAAGGAGAUCGACAUCAGCCACCAUGUAAAGGAAGGCUUUGAGAAGGCCGACCCUUCCCAGUUUGAACUCUUGAAAGUUCUAGGACAAGGAUCCUACGGAAAGGUGUUCCUGGUGAGGAAGACCAAGGGAUCUGAUGCUGGGCAGCUAUACGCAAUGAAAGUUCUUAAGAAAGCUACCUUGAAAGUCCGGGACCGAGUCAGGUCGAAGAUGGAGAGAGACAUUUUGGCAGAAGUGAAUCACCCUUUCAUUGUAAAGCUUCAUUAUGCCUUUCAGACGGAAGGAAAGCUCUACCUGAUCCUGGACUUCCUGCGGGGAGGGGACCUCUUCAGCAGGCUCUCCAAAGAGGUGAUGUUCACCGAGGAGGAUGUCAAGUUCUACCUGGCUGAGCUGGCCCUGGCUUUAGACCACCUCCACGGCCUGGGGAUCAUCUACAGAGACCUGAAGCCUGAGAACAUCCUGCUGGACGAAGAGGGACACAUCAAGAUCACAGAUUUCGGGCUGAGUAAGGAGGCCAUCGACCACGACAAGAGAGCUUACUCAUUCUGCGGGACGAUAGAGUACAUGGCGCCGGAGGUGGUGAACCGGCGGGGACACACGCAGAGCGCUGACUGGUGGUCCUUCGGCGUGCUCAUGUUUGAGAUGCUCACGGGAUCUCUGCCAUUCCAGGGGAAGGACAGGAAGGAGACCAUGGCCCUCAUCCUCAAAGCCAAGCUGGGCAUGCCACAGUUCCUCAGCAUGGAAGCCCAGAGUCUGCUGAGAGCCCUCUUCAAACGGAACCCGUGCAACCGACUGGGUGCUGGCAUCGAUGGAGUGGAGGAGAUCAAGCGGCAUCCUUUCUUUGUGACCAUAGACUGGAAUAAGCUGUACAGGAAGGAGAUCAAGCCGCCGUUCAAACCAGCGGUGGGCAGGCCCGAGGACACCUUCCACUUUGACCCCGAGUUCACAGCACGGACGCCCACAGACUCACCCGGCGUCCCCCCCAGUGCCAACGCGCAUCAUCUGUUCAGAGGAUUCAGUUUUGUGGCCUCAAGUCUGGUCCAGGAGCCCUCGCAGCAAGAUCUGCACAAAGCCACAGUUCACCCCAUCGUGCAGCAGUUACACGGGAACAGCAUACACUUCACCGAUGGCUAUGAGAUCAAGGAGGACAUCGGGGUGGGCUCCUACUCCGUGUGCAAGCGAUGUGUGCAUAAAGCUACUGAGGCAGAGUAUGCUGUGAAGAUCAUCGAUAAGAGUAAGAGAGACCCCUCGGAAGAGAUCGAGAUUCUCCUGAGGUACGGGCAGCACCCGAACAUCAUCACCCUCAAAGAUGUCUACGACGAUGGGAAGUUCGUGUAUCUGGUGAUGGAGCUGAUGCGCGGCGGAGAGCUCCUGGACCGCAUCCUCCGGCAGCGCUACUUCUCGGAGCGGGAGGCCAGCGAUGUGCUUUGCACCAUCACCAAGACCAUGGACUAUCUCCACUCCCAGGGGGUGGUGCAUCGAGACCUGAAGCCGAGUAAUAUACUGUAUAUGGAUGAGUCUGGAAACCCUGAAUCCAUCCGAAUCUGUGACUUUGGGUUUGCCAAGCAGCUUCGAGCUGAGAACGGGCUGUUGAUGACACCCUGCUACACAGCAAAUUUCGUUGCCCCGGAGGUCCUGAAGCGGCAAGGUUACGACGCAGCCUGUGACAUCUGGAGCUUGGGGACCCUGCUGUACACCAUGCUGGCGGGAUUUACCCCAUUUGCAAACGGACCAGAUGAUACUCCUGAGGAGAUUCUGGCAAGGAUUGGCAGUGGGAAGUACGCCCUUUCUGGGGGGAACUGGGACUCAAUCUCUGAUGCUGCGAAGGAUGUCGUGUCCAAGAUGCUCCAUGUGGAUCCUCAUCAGCGCCUGACGGCCGUUCAAGUCCUAAAACACCCGUGGAUUGUGAACAGAGAGUACCUGUCCCAAAACCAGCUCAGCAGACAGGACGUCCACCUGGUGAAGGGUGCCAUGGCCGCCACCUACUUGGCUCUGAACAGAGCUCCGCAGGCCCCGCGGCUGGAGCCCGUGCUGUCGUCCGGCCUGGCUCAGCGCAGGGGCAUGAAGAGACUCACGUCCACGAGGCUAUAGCGCGAGCAGGCCCUGCCGAGCAUCCUGGGCUGUCGGGCGCUGCCUCAGUGCCCACGCCCGACUCGGAGGCCCAGGUGCCUCUGCUCGUUCCACGCUUGCUCGCUCAGCCGGGAUCGGAUCCAGACCGGUGACCUCCCCACGCCUUGCUGUGCCAGCCUUGCCACCUCUUUACCCCGAGCAAAGCCAGACAGACUCAUUUCACCGCACACCACCACGCCCGAUGCCUGUAGGGUUCCUUCAGACCCCAUAGGUCUUUUACGAUCAUGGCUUAUAUUUAUAGAGAGAGAGGUUUUUUUCCAAUGAUAAAGCCAGUAACUGGGUCAGGUUUCCGACACACGCGUGCUAGUGAUUCGGGUGGGCGGAUGCGCUGACCAGCUUACGGCACAGCCUCCCCGGGAGGGGCUGGCCUCUGCGGUCUGGGGUUGCCGGAAGGACAGGGUCGGCACGUGGCACCCAGAGUAGACGCCAGGUCCCCUCCUAAUGAUCCAAAGAGCCCUUGUCCCAUCGCCCUUCUCUCUGACUGAGGUGCUGGGUGUUCUCUCUGGGUCACGGACCCGCGGGGGGAAGAGCUCAGAACCGGCAGGCGGUGUCUUCGCCUGGGGAGCCUCUUUUCACAAGAAUGGCACGUACCUGGGGAGGAGCCAGCGAGAGCUUGUGCCCCCUGCCCUGUGUCCUUGUUCCCCCCACAGCCAGGGCUGCAGGGCUGAGGCUCCAUGCUCCCGCGCUGGUUCUAGCUGUGGCCAAGGCCGCCCAGGUUCCCAGAGCGCGUUGGGCCUGACGUCUGGCCGCGGCCUUCCGUCAGCCUCCUGUGCUUUCCCAAAGCAGUGGUUUUGCUGUGUUUGCCUUCCCCUCUCUGGUCCGCGGGAGAUCCGUGAGCCCUGACAACCCUGAGCUCAGUCCCUCCCUUUAAGGCGUGCUCUCAGUCCCAUGCAGCCGGGAGGGGGCCGGGAGGGGGCCGGGAGGGGAGCCAGAAGGUGGGCUACCAGGGAGCCAUGCACUUUGUAGAAACUGUGCUUUUGUGUUGCUUUUGUGUUUCUGUUUUUCACCUGAUGUUGCAGUGACAUUUAAUGUUUCCCUUGGGGUGCGUGCACACAGGAGGGGCGCAGUGCCGAGGGAGGGGCUGUGCGCCUCUUGUUAAAUGAAACCGGGACAGGCUCGGCACCACUGCCCGGGCAGGAGGGGGGAGAGCGUGUGGCCUUCGGCGUCCUCCCACUGGCCCCACCGGGGGUGCCCCCAAGCCGGCCCAAGACUCCCCGCUGCCCUCGCUGGGUGCGGGGCACCUGCGGCCCUCAGCCAGAUCUCAGUAAGAAGACAUAUUUCAUUGUUCCUUGAUCCCCCGUCUCAACCAACUACACCACCUCAAAAAGACAAAAAACAACAUGCGGCAUUCUGAGUGUAACUCCUUAGCUUGUUCCAGUUGUGUUCAGACCUUAAAAUGUAACCUUAUUUCAGAA
Messenger RNA from Callorhinus ursinus (northern fur seal), 3844 nucleotides. It is a transcript of the gene RPS6KA2, whose product is annotated as ribosomal protein S6 kinase A2. Gene Ontology annotation, biological process: protein phosphorylation; intracellular signal transduction. NCBI's taxonomy places the organism in Eukaryota, Metazoa, Chordata, Mammalia, Carnivora, Otariidae. The record is from RefSeq and is a predicted model, not a curated record. Gene Ontology annotation, molecular function: ATP binding; magnesium ion binding; ribosomal protein S6 kinase activity.